This is a messenger RNA of Trematosphaeria pertusa, 1472 nucleotides long. Its product is annotated as GroES-like protein. The coding region runs from base 274 to 1341 and encodes 355 amino acids. The transcript is spliced from 4 exons. Lineage: Eukaryota; Fungi; Ascomycota; Dothideomycetes; Pleosporales; Trematosphaeriaceae. Gene Ontology annotation, molecular function: oxidoreductase activity; zinc ion binding. The record is from RefSeq and is a predicted model, not a curated record.
GAAAGCCGCAUCCAACCUGCAGGAUCCUUGCUGCCGUGGUGCGUACGAUCUACCCCGCAGUUUUCACCUCGGCGGGGUGAAGCAGCUCCACGAUGACGACCUCAGCUGAUGAGGAGAGUAAUCCCGCCGACAUGUAGCGAGCGGCGACUCUAAUUCCUUUCGCGUAUUUAUUUGGGACGACCCACCGCAUCCUUUCACGCUUCUGCUGCCACUUUCUUGCCUCCCGUUUUCACUCAUUCUGCCUAGUCUUGAGUUCUUGCUUGGCUUGUCAACAUGACAAAGGAUACCAUGAAAGCUGUGAUCUUCAAAGGGCCGCAUAAGGUCGUCAUUGAAGACCGUCCGAUACCCAAGAUACAAGAUCCGACGGACAUCAUUGUCAAAGUAGAGAAGACAGCACUAUGCGGCAGUGAAUUGCACGUCUUCCGCGGCCACCAACCCUCUGGCACCGACUUCAUAAUGGGCCAUGAGUUUACGGGUUCUGUGGAAGAGCUCGGAUCGGAGGUCAAGACGGUGAAGAAGGGUGACCGCAUUGUCUCUCCGUUUACGGUCUCGUGCGGCGACUGCUUCUACUGUAAGCGUGGCUUCUCAUCCCGCUGCUCGAAAUGCCAACUCUUCGGCACGACUGUCCUCGAUGGCGGACAGGCCGAGUACGUUCGCAUCCCUCUCGCCGAUAGCUCGGUCGUGAAAGCGCCCGAGGGCGUGAAGGACGAAGUACUGGUGCUCAUGGCCGAUAUCUUCCCUACUGGUUGGUUCGCAGCGCAAAAUGCUUUUAAGGAGAUGAGCAACGAGGAGGUAAAGGAGAGCACGGUUGUGCUGGUGGGCUGUGGACCGGUAGCGCUUUGCGCGCUUGUCAACCUCGUGGACUUUGCCCCCAAGCAUAUCCUGGCCGUCGACUCUAUACCUUCCAGGCUCGAGCUUGCGAAGAGCCUCGGUGCCGAGCCGUGGAAUUUCCAGGCUGAUCGAGAGGGGCUGGACAAGAGGGUCAAGGAGUUGACGGAUGGACGGGGCGCGGAUGUCGUGGUAGAGGUGGUGGGACUGUCCCCGGCGCUGAAGAUGGGCUUCGAGUUGCUCCGGCCUUGGGGAGUCAUAUCAAGCGUUGGCGUUCACAACGGAGAGAUUCCGUGGACGGGCAACCAGGCUUACGGCAAGAACCUGCGGAUCCAGAUGGGCAGAUGCCCGGUCCGGAGCGUGUUCCCGCAGUCGCUAGAGGCGCUGAAGAAGCACCAGGACAAGCUUGGGUUCAUGGCGGACAAGGUGAUGCCGCUGAGUCAGGCGGUCGAGGGCUACGAGCUGUUCGACAAGAUGCAGGCGCAGAAGGUGGUGUUUGAGGCUCAGAAGUGACCGUGCAUUCCACAUGUAAUUCAGGAGGCUGGGGGCGGCGCUCCAAUCAGACACGGCGGCACGCAAACCGCAGCACUGUGCGUUGUAGUUGGCCAAUUCACGGCUGCGCUGUGCACUGUGCAUGCUGCAGC